UCAUGCGGAGAUGGAGAGCAGUAAACAAGUAACAAAAAAAAGAUGAAUGAAAUGUGUAGUUUCUGAGCAACCUUCUUGUAUGCCUGUCUUCUACCUCACGCCAUAUAAUUACAAAUUACAAUAUAAUAUUCAUAUUCACCUCCCCCAAAAGCGUCCACCUCAAAUCUCAAUUAUUUCGGUCUUCUUCCUGCCAAAAAUCCCUUAACUAAUCAACGUAGACAGCUUUAACUAAUCACACCUCUUAAUCCCCCACCUCCUCCACCACCACCCGUCUUUCCCAUUCCACACCUCAUCCAGUGUCCACCACCACCACCAGCCUCCCUCCCUCUCUCUCUCUCUCUCUCUCUCAAACCCCUGAAAGUCUGCAAAACCCACUAAUUAUUCUCCAACUUUUUUGGGCUUUUUCUCAGUUUCCACUUUUGGCAACUAUGGAGUUGCCAGAGCAGCGCCGCAAGCGGAAGCGCAUGGUGCGGUCCUACUUACAGGCGAAGCAGUAUUUGUCUCUGAGGCGACCCAUCUUUCUCUGCUUCUCGUUCUUUAUCUUCUUUCUGUUCGUAUUAUCCGACCGCUUCCGCCCGGCGUCGUUUCGGCCAGUCCUUAACGCCUCCUCCACCACCCUCUCCCUCCUCUCCUCCACCGCCAGCAACUCGAUACUCGAGUCCUUCGCUGCCCACGGCAACGAAUCGCAGCCGUCGUUUCGAGUCCAAGAUCGAAUCUUGUUUCCCGAUCACGUGCUUUUCAUUGCGCCCAAUCGGUUCGGCCAAGACGAGGAGUUGGAGUGCGUUUACCACAAGCAGUUCAACAGUUCGGGUGACGACAUUCUUGAAGUUAAAGAAAAGAAUAAGCACCUGGAUUUUGCUGUUCGACCGGUUUUGUCCACCGACGACUACGAUGAGUUCCGGUCCAUCGUCCGGUGUCCGCUGCCGCCGCUCAGUUUCUCCACAGCCAUUGAUUUGCGACGACGCGGCAGUUACUACUCGACGGCUGGGACUAACGGCACGGCUUCUCCAUGGAACAAGGUGGUUUACGAGGCGGUUAUUGACGGAGACACGGCGGUUGUGUUCGUUAAGGGGCUGAUACUCCGACCUCACAAGAUAACGGAUCCGACCUGGCUAAGAUGUUAUUUCGAGUUGGGGAUUUUGGACAGAGACGAAAACCACAGCGUCUCUGUGCUUUCCACCGAAGCCGUCACCGCCGCUCAAGAAGUCGUCCGGUGCCUCCUCCCCCGGACUAUCCGUAACAACCCCCACGGAAUCCGAGUCACAAUCGGGUACAACACCAGCCACCCCAGGGCUCCAGUCCACGUCAUUCUGCCUUCCGUGGCCACAAUUCACAGUUCCAAAUCCAAUCCAGUGCAAUCCAAUCCGAAGAAGCACGAGCUUUGUGUUUGCACAAUGCUGUGGAACCAAGCACCGGCGAUUAGGGAGUGGAUUAUGUACCACUCAUGGCUCGGCGUCGAGCGGUGGUUCAUCUACGACAACAACAGCGACGACGGAAUCGAAGACGUCGUUCGGGAGCUCGAUUCGCAGAACUACAAUGUCAGCAGGCAGAGCUGGCCGUGGAUCAAAACCCAAGAAGCAGGCUUUUCCCACUGCGCCUUGAGAGCAAAAGACGAGUGCAAUUGGGUCGGGUUCUUUGACGUGGACGAGUUCUUCUACUUCCCGCGCGCCUUCCGCCGCCGCGGAGGAGAUUUCAGUGUUCCGGGGGAGAACUCUCUGCGAAAACUGGUUUCGAAUUUUUCAAAUUCAGCGACCGUUGCUGAAAUUAGAACCGAUUGCCACAGCUUCGGGCCGUCAGGGCUGAGCUCGCACCCGUCGCAGGGAGUCAUGGUGGGGUACACUUGCCGGCUGCAGAGUCCCGAGCGGCACAAGUCGAUUGUGCGGACGGAGCUGCUCGACGUAACUCUGCUCAAUGCGGUGCACCAUUUCAGGCUGAGAGAGGGAUACAGGCACGUCAAUGUGCCGGAGGGAAUCGCGGUGAUCAACCACUAUAAGUACCAGGUGUGGGAGACUUUCAGGGCCAAGUUUUUUAGGAGGGUGGCGACCUACGUGGUUGACUGGCAGGAGGAUCGGAAUAAGGGGUCGAAAGAUAGGGCGCCGGGGCUGGGGACGGAGGCGGUUGAGCCGUCCGAUUGGCGGCUGAGGUUCUGUGAGGUUUGGGACACGGGGCUGAAGGACUUUGUACUGGGGUACUUCGUUGAUCCUGUAACUAGGUUGCUGCCAUGGGAGAAGAAGUUUCUCACUUCUGCAUAGUAAAUCACAGAGAGCCGCCAUUUUUUUCAUUUUUUUUAAUCUAAUUAUUUUUUUUUCUUUACACAUGUUCUACACAGAAUCGAAUUAAUUUCAAGAGUCUUACAGUGUAAAUUUUGUGACAAUAUCAAAUGAAUUUUUUCUUGGCUUGUAUACAAAUUCAUUUUUCUCAAUCAAAUAAAAUGGAGUACGGAUAUCUUCCUCU
Messenger RNA from Pyrus x bretschneideri (Chinese white pear), 2454 nucleotides. Its product is annotated as glycosyltransferase family 92 protein RCOM_0530710. Bases 429 to 2252 code for a protein of 607 amino acids. NCBI's taxonomy places the organism in Eukaryota, Viridiplantae, Streptophyta, Magnoliopsida, Rosales, Rosaceae. The record is from RefSeq and is a predicted model, not a curated record. The transcript has a single exon.